AUAGUGGCGCGCUCACGCAUACAAGUGGCAGCGAAAAAAAAAACAAACAAACAUUGGCGUAUUAAAUAAAACAAUUUUAAAUAGAAAAUGUCGUGUAAACUACCACGCAGAAAUAGUUAAAACCGAAAAUAUUUGUCAACCUCUGGCAGUAUACGGCUUUAAAAAAAAUUAACUAUAUUAUUGUACAUGUGUGUGUGUGUGUGUGUUAUUUUUUAACAAUUUGUGCUCAUCAGUGCGUCUAUGUGUUUAGUUAACUUUUCCUGUGAGAGUUUUAGUACCUAUAUAUAUAUAUUUAUGUAUUCGUGAACCUUAGGCAGUAAAGGACCGUUUGGAUUUCAGUGCUGAGAUAUUAUCGAACGGCCGGUGACCGGUCGUACAAUAAGUGUAACCGGCUCGGCUGUGCAUUAAGUCACGCGGUGUUCAACGGCGGUCGAAUACUGUCGUAGGCGGUCAUGACGCGACCGGUCCUUUGUCGAACAAAGGCCAGAACGAUUACAACAACAACGAAUACAACGUCAAAGUCGGCAGCGACGGCGCAGCGACGUCAUUGGCUGUGGCAGACCUUUAACACGAGCCAGUCAGCGGGCAGAUGAUAAGUCGCGUGCGUUCAGUUUAAACGUCUUGUAUACGUGUACAACCAACGGAGCGGAGCGGUCGCAGAACAGUGUUUAGCGGUCGUACGCGGCAAACGACGACAAUCGGCGUAAAAUAAAAGCGCGAAACACUUGUACAAACACACGUGCGCUCGUCCGUGGCGGGGCGCGGCAAAAGGCACUCAACGGCCGCCGUCGUACGUCUCACCGUACGACCGACGCUGUCGGUUCGUUAGCCGUGUGCAGCAGGUUCGAUGCGUCCAGCGUCGCGCACUCACCAUCAUGAAGCUCCGUGAUCGUAUUGCGGUCGGCUUUUGCCUGUCGUUGGUGGUGGUCACCGUGCUGUUCGUUGUGGACAUGCAGAACGAGAACGAGCGCCGGUCCUUUGCCUCGAUGACCGGAUAUCGCAGCGGCGGCGGCGUGGGCACUCACGGUCGUUCUGAUCAGUUCGUCCGUGAACCACCGCCGCAGCCGCCCGGGAGGAACUCAAACGCACAGCCGUCGAUGGCGCCCAAGAUGAAAGGUAUCCACAGUGGUGGUACCACCACCGUCCCGGGUCAGCAGCAAGAGGCCCCCGUCGACAACUACGCAACCGACGAUUUCGACGAUCUCACCGAGUACAUGCACACUUUUAUAGUGUACAAGGGACACGUCAACGAUUGGACACAAGUGGCUCAAAUCAUUGUCGACGACACGGACGAAAACGGCGUUACGAGCAACGAAGACGUGGCAAGCUUAUUCAAUCUCAGGGCCAGGAAAAAUGAUACGAAACUGGCCAAAUUCCACUUGAGGAUCUCAAAAAGAGAAAUGUAUCCCGCAAACGACAGCUAUGUGCCAAUGCUGCUGAAGGAGAUGUCCAAAAGUCCAAUUAAAAAAGUAGACCAAAAAGAAGGCGGAACGCAGCUUAAGCUCAUUAUGGAAUUUUUUAACGGGGACAAAGCUCUGAUGAAGCCUAUGAGGUUUCCCAGAGAACAGCAGACUCUGCCGAAUCAUUUCUAUUUCACCGACUACGAGAGACACAACGCUGAAAUCGCUGCGUUUCAUCUUGACAGGGUAAUGGAAUUCAGAAGAGCGAUGCCAGUCAGUGGUCGACUGAUGAACAUUACUACCGAAAUUAUGAACCUCGUAUCUGACGAGGAAUUGCUCAAGACAUUCUUUGUGUCGCCUGCCCGAAACCUGUGUUUCCACGGUCAUUGUUCGUAUUACUGCGACACGUCACACGCCAUAUGCGGUAAUCCCGAUAUGUUGGAAGGUUCUCUGGCCGCCUACUUGCCAUCCCAGAACGUACUGGAACGCAAAACUUGGCGACACCCUUGGCGGCGUAGUUACCAUAAACGGAAAAAAGCCAAAUGGGAAACAGAUGCGAACUAUUGUGACUUGAUCAGACAGGUGGAACCGUACAACACUGGACGUCGACUCCUAGAUAUGAUGGACUUGUCCGUAUUCGAUUUCCUAAUGGGUAAUAUGGACCGUCACCACUACGAGACUUUCGUGGCGUUCGGUAAUGAUUCGUUUCCGAUCCACCUAGACCAUGGCCGAGCUUUCGGCAAGCCGUUCCACGAUGAGAUGAGCAUAUUAGCUCCUAUCGCACAGUGUUGCCAUAUACGCAAGUCCACGUUAGAAAUGUUGCUCAGGUUCCACAACGGUAAAAAGCUUAGCGAAUACUUGGAGGAGUCGAUGAACACCGAUCCGCUGGCCCCUAUUUUAUGGCAACCUCACUUGGAAGCCGUUGACCGACGCGUGGGACUCGUGCUGGCAGUGGUCCGCGCAUGUAUAAAUCAUUUGACAACCAAAGUGGACCGUUACGAUUCGCAGCGGCCCGUUCAUUCAGCAGACGGAUCCAGUGAGUUUCAGAAAAUACUCCAAUCCAAUCUGGAAGCUGAGACAGUGACGAGGUCUGAAGAGAUAAAGACUAAAAACCCCGAUUCGUUAGACAUGCCCCAUCAAGUCGACCAACCACACCGCGUGUGACGUAAACAUAAUUAUAAGCCCUCCUAUAUAAUUGUACUUGUCUCCGUUCGUGUGCACUGUACAUAUAAAUGCUCCAAGUGUAUAUGUCAUAUUUUUACGGUAUUAUUAUAGUUUUUGUAUAUUAUUAUUUAUAAUAUGUACUGUUAACGACUAGUCUGUGAAGAUAGUGACGGCGUCACUUUUAAUUCGCCGCUAAUAGUAUAAUAUAUAGUUGAGUACAAUCGGUAUUUAUAAACAAUGAUAGGCGAAAAGUUAGUUUUGGUCAUCAAGAAAAGUUUAUAAGCUACUAUGUUAUAGGUAUGUACAAAAAUCGAUAGUUAACAAUCGACUGACAUUAUAAGUCUGUUAAAAAUGUAUAUUUAUAUUUUUUAAUGUCUAUAAUAAUUUUUACUCCAAAUUAAAUUUUUUUUAAAAAAAUCAUUUUUCUUACUACAACAGGCGACGUUCUAAAGUCAUAAACUAUACUCUAUUGCUAUGUAUAAUAAAAUACAAUAAAGUUAAUAUUGUUUAAAUUGUUUGUAUUAAUAAUAAUUAGUACUAUAAAUGUUAAACGUUGUUGCUUUUGAUAAGCAACAAACUAUACUGUACUGUUGGUAUACAUGUGAUUGUUUCAUGUUCCUGUAAGGGCUUAAGGUACAAUAAUAUUUUUAUUUUAGUCUUAACGUAUUUGUUUGUAAAUUUUGUUCUAGAAUCACCUAUUUCUACUGACUAAAAUAGUAUAGAAAAGAUACUCAUUUAAAUGAUAUUUUUCUCAAAAGUUAUUUAUUACUUAUACACUUGUAAAAAUAAUAAAAUAUUUCACACAGCUUAACACACAUAAACUUAGUUUUAAUUUAGUUAAAAAUAGUUAUUUUUAAAAUUACAACUCAUUGAUUAAUUAUUUUUAAUUUUUUUUUUAAUAGGAAUGUGAGCCUAUUGUUUGUUGCUCAAAUUAAAACGAUAAAUUAUUACAUUUAAAAUUGAGAAAAAAGUUGUAGUAGACAAAAAUAACUUUAUGAUUAUAAUUCAUUCUUGCCAUAAUUUUAAACAAGUGUUUAUGCUUUUUAUGAUAAUGAAAGAAAAACUAAUAACAAUAAAUAGUUAACAACAAUUUAAUAACUAUGAUGAUCAGGUAUGCUUUUUAAAUAAUUAAAAAUCUAAUUUAUUUUCAUUUAACGCUUUUUAAAAAUAAUGAAAUGUGUAAUUAUUCAGAAUUCAGAACACUUUAUUUUAUACUUUAUUUAUUGAUUUAAAAACUUCUAUAACUAUCUAUCUACCCGCUGCGUUCAUUGUAAUUAAAGUGCUACGGUCGCUGCAUUAUCAAUAGUAUACUCGAGUUGCCUUCCACUUCACAGACCUGUUGAUUAUAAAAUGUGUAUUACUUAUUUUAAUUGUUUUUCGUUAUAAAUUAUUUUCUUCAUGUCUGUCAAAUGUUAUUCAUAUAAUUGUAACGUUAUUAAAUGUUGUAUGUUAUCGGGUUUGUCAGUUGUUUUUGUUAAUGGCGUUUGUUAAUCAGUUUUAGUCAUUUUUACUAUCACGUACAUUACCUACGAAUUACUAUGAUGUACCAAAUCGUUUUGAUUAACGAUUAUCUUCUUUUAUUUUGUGUGAACGUAAUCUUUUUAAUUUAGGGUAAAACUAAGUAUAUUUUUUUCCUAAUAAAUGUAUGUUAUUUUAAAA
Messenger RNA from Adelges cooleyi (spruce gall adelgid), 4223 nucleotides. RefSeq names its product extracellular serine/threonine protein CG31145. Bases 876 to 2564 code for a protein of 562 amino acids. Gene Ontology annotation, molecular function: protein serine/threonine kinase activity. Gene Ontology annotation, biological process: protein phosphorylation. NCBI's taxonomy places the organism in Eukaryota, Metazoa, Arthropoda, Insecta, Hemiptera, Adelgidae. The record is from RefSeq and is a predicted model, not a curated record. Gene Ontology annotation, cellular component: Golgi apparatus. The transcript is spliced from 8 exons.